Armigeres subalbatus is the source of this 6364-nucleotide messenger RNA. RefSeq lists its product as uncharacterized. Gene Ontology annotation, biological process: protein linear polyubiquitination; proteasome-mediated ubiquitin-dependent protein catabolic process. Gene Ontology annotation, cellular component: ubiquitin ligase complex. NCBI's taxonomy places the organism in Eukaryota, Metazoa, Arthropoda, Insecta, Diptera, Culicidae. The record is from RefSeq and is a predicted model, not a curated record. Gene Ontology annotation, molecular function: ubiquitin binding; ubiquitin-protein transferase activity. Bases 696 to 6170 code for a protein of 1824 amino acids. The transcript has 8 exons.
AUCAGUAGUGUUUCAUCCGCCGAGAGAGCGGUUUCGAAACAUUUUGCGGCGCGCGCGGUUCGCCCUCGCGGGAAAAACGAUACCGACCAUCCCCAUCUUAAGAGCCCGUACAUGUAGGCAGCGAGGGUGGGCAAAGUUUUAGUUGGUGCUGUAGCUCGAAUGGGGUUUUCCACAGUGCUUCUCAUCAGACGUUGACGUGGAAAACGAAGUGUGAAAUAUCUGUGAAACAUUAACCCCGGUUGCCCGAGAAGGAGAAAACUGCUAAAAAUUUGCUAAUUUUUCCAUGAGUGGAAACGAUUAUUGGUGCCUAGAACGGUGAACACAGAAUCUUACCCUGCUAUCGAGUAAAGUGAAGUGAAACGACGUCAGAUAUAUUCAAGCUGAAAUAUAGGCACCGUGCGCAUGGUUUUAUUGCAAUUGAAAUGGAUUAGUGCAACGGAUGCGGAUUAAGUCAUUUGUGAGUGAAAAUUACGCCCUGAGUCGUUGUGUGUCUAGACAGGGGUGACGAAAGCGAUUGAAUUGAAUUCAACUCGGACAAUACGGCGAAGGAUAAUACGAAAGGAGAAUUUUGACACAGAAACGACAGUAUGAAAUAAGUAAUGUAACGUGGAUUCUUCAUAUACCAAUCAAAUUAUUCGCCCUCAAUAGAAUAAUGCUUCUCCUCCUUCAACAAACGGUGGGCGUCUACGCGUAAUAUGAACCAAUCCGAUGGCGAUAAAGCAUUAAGUAAUGAAAGAAAGAAAUUUUCCAACAAAAAGAAAACAAGCCAGAGUAAACAUGUCCCGGAUUCGAGAUCGUCAGCUGGUGGAAGCAAUGGAUUGCAUUCGUUUUUCCGUUGGUUCAGAAAGGACAAAGACCCGGACCUCGAACUGCCGGAGGUGGUCAACGUUGCUCACCUGCAACGGAAUCUCGCUUCAGGAGCAGGACAUCAUGCUGAUUCCAGAAAUGGUGUAAUCAAACCCAAAUCUUCAAGUGCCUCUCAAAGUGAAUGUUCGUCAGACGAGCUAAGCCAAAGUCAGAGCAAUGGAACGCAUAGUUCAUCGCCUAGUCCUAGUCCAGUGAUAGACUGUAAUAACCUAUCGAAAAGUUCAAGCUGUGAUAGUAUCUUAAGCACGGCAACCACCGGGUUCGCCUUCGUGCCACCAAACCAUUACGAAGCGGUCAGUAAACCGGCAGAACGUGUCAUAAAUCCCGGUCCAUAUACUGAUAGUUAUAAGCGUCGAGUUCGGGAGCGGGACCGUACCCGGGAACUUGACAAAAAAUAUGAACUCACACUGCGUAAAAAGUAUAGACUGUUCCCAAGUUUACGAGCUUCCGAAAAAGACGCUACGCUAACUAGGGCUAAUCAGAAGUCGGUCUACGUAGAUCUAAGUUUACCCACUGCUUCGAAAAGUGUAUUAGAAACUCCUGAUGUUGAAAAAGGUGAACCGUCUAAAGAUAUCCCAGUGAGAAAACAUCGUAGAACAGUAAGUGACAGUUCGAAGGAAAAACGUGCUGGAGCCUAUCUACAUGUGAAGGGCAAAAGACGCGCGCCACCACCACCACAAUUAAGUUUGGAUUCUAAUACGGAUACACUCACAAAUAGACCAUACAACGGGACGCUCACUAACUCGAACUAUAAUACUUUAUCUCCCGGGUCAACCUUAUCCCGGAAGAAACGACCUGCCCCUCUACCACCCGUAUCCCCCACUUCAUUAACAUUGAACGAGGCAUCAUCGUACACAAGUCUCUUUGAGGACAAGGAAAUCAAAGCGAUCAUCGAAGGGAUCCCCCUAGCACGAACCCCAGAACCGAUCAUGCCUAUGCGAAUAACUCCCCUUCCAGGAAUCUCCGAAGAGCGAACUCCUGGAGGUUUAACAGAGGAACAGAAGCAGCAACUGAUCGACAAUAUCCGGAAAGUGCAAGCACCCCCUGCUAGCGAUCCUCCUACGCCAACGAAUAAUCCCCCUACCACUUUUUUGUUGACGAACAACGACGUCAUGAAGUUGGAAGAGAACUUCAUCAACACGAACGGAACUCGAUCCCCAAUUCACGACUAUCUUUACUCAGAAGCUAUUGGGAGUUCAACGAAACCCAAUGUUCCCACAUCACCAAUAUCUCCAAGACCAUGGUACAAGCGACCAAUAUCGGGCAUGAAGCAUCAAGAAAGCACUCUACCAUUCAAAAAAGACAUCAUCCUCAAGACUAUCGAUAAGCGCAAAGCUAAGCUAAAGGAUAAGGAGGACUUACCCGAAGUUGGAUACUGUAGAAACUCGCUGGUGGAUAGCAACUCAAUCACAAACGUGCAAAAGUUCAACCUUUUUGCUAAACUUGUAGAAAAGUCUGAUGAUUCCAAGCGUCGGGAUAGCGAAAAGCGGAAAUCUGGAAUAGGGAUCCCGAGCAUCAGUGAAUUAGACCGGGAAGCUGCGGAGAUCAUCAACAAAGAAAACGCAGCCAAACAGUGCCAACAGCAGACGGUCAACGAGCUAUACUUUUCCGCACCAGAACAACUGGUUAAACGUAGCCAAUCUUUCAUGAAGAAAAACGAAGAAUUCAUGGAGAACUCCGUCGAAAGCAAACCAAGAUCAACAAGAGAGUUGAUUUGCAAGUUCGAGGCAAAUUCCACAAACAUCAAUAAAAGCAUGGUUAAUCCCUUGUUUGUCCCCAAAAAAGACUAUUUCGGCGCAGAGAGGAAGGAAACUGCAACCUCGCAAACGGUACCAACUCAAGCAAUAGCAGUUGAUAACGAAGAAACGACCCCGCAUGAACUCGUCAAAACUGAAAGCGAUAAGAAUUUGUUAGGCUUGUGGGCUUGUCCUUAUUGUACUCUAGAGAACCCGAAUUGGCGCAUCAUUUGUGAAGCUUGUGAGCGUAUCAAACCAUAUGAGAAGCUCAGUAUCUUGGAAGAACCCCCUUUGAGACCUAACCAUCCGUUGAAGAAAGCCAUCCCAGAGCCAAAAACUCAACAAGCACUCCAUCCACCACCAACAACAACCGAAGAUUGGGAUAAAAAGACUGAACGUGUGUUGAAGUACUUCAUGCCGAAACCAACCACCACACCAACCAUGGGCAAUGGAUCUUUGGUAACUUCUACCGAAGCACCUAAAAAAUCAUUCGGGCAGGCUAAAAUGCUUGCCUCACCAAAAAUGGGUGUUAAAAGCCUGAUGAAUGGUAAGUCACCAUCCGAACGGGUGAAUGGAUUGCGAAACUUCAAUUCUGUCCCUGAGGGAUACAACGCCUCUAAUAAGUUUGAUGACGAAAAACUUAAGGACAACGCAGUGGUAGUGACUACCAUACCAGUAUUAAUAGCUCCGUCUCCUGAAUUGGAAGAUUGUAAGCAGUAUCCUAACGUAGUGAAGGAAACUGUCGAUCUAGAUGAAGUGAGGAAUGCGAGAAUUGCCAGAUUUAGCACAAAUCUUGAUAACGGUAGACCAUCUAGUCCUGUUGAACAUCUAAUAGAAGAUCCACCAAAUAAGGUCACUGAGAUGGACGAUGAAGCUUUGGAAAGAGAAAAGGAGCGUUUACGUGAGAUGAUACGAGCUAUGAACGCCAAGGCUUUGGCUGACAAAUAUCCUGUACUUCAGAAACCUCCCGCCAGCAGUGGCCCAUCCAAGCGAGAAUCGCCCUUAGUGCAGAGGAGAAAUGGCUUUGUCUCGGGUAUUCCAGUUAGCACAAAAAGUCCAAAACCAAUUCGCAAGGCUAGCCCAAACAUGGUGCGAAGAACUUUACCCGUGGAAGAACAUCCUCCAGUUGUUGCAGAACCAUACAAGCUAGGAGCUAUUAAGAAAACUUUCGCACGUAAACCCGAGGAAACAAAACCUAUCAACAAGUUGGUCGACAAAAAAAUCAUUAACCAAGAAGUGAAACCUUCUAUUAGCAAUCCUGUGCAAGUAGCCGCUCUCGUAAUUCCAGAGACGGUAGCAGAACUGAGUGAACCGCAGCUAGUACUGACCAACGAUACGCAAAAAGUGCUCUAUGAAGCUAUGGAUGAACAGCAAUUUAAGGUUCAACGAAAUAACGUACCAGUGCAAAAUUAUUUCUCCGAUCAGCAGAAUGAAAAAGUUCGGCAAAUAUCGAAUCAACUCCGCUCGGUUCAAGGUGUUGAGAACUUCAAGAAUACCCUCAAGUAUACAGGUACUCCGAUGAACAGAUCCAAUACACUGGCGAUUAAUAAGCUUCUGAGAAAUUUGGAAAUUGCUAUAGGAGAUGGAGCCCAUGAUCGAGCUGCUAAACUGGCGGUUGAUUUGGCUAAAAUGAAGGUUUUGCUUUCAGUUACCAGGCAAAGCCCUGGGGGAUCAGAUACCGGUUCAACCGGCAGCUUGACAGAGCUUAGUAUUUCGUUUUACAUCAACGACAAAUCUACUAGAAAAGGUCCAAUGAGAAUCACUUUGUCCACAUACACUACACUUUUCCAGUUGAAGGAAAAAGUUAGCAAGAAUUUUGGCAUACCGGUUCAGGUUCAACGGUGGAUUUUCAAAGAUCGGCAUUUAUGUGAGGAGCACAGAACACUCACCGAAUAUGGCAUACAAGAGGGCGAUCAAACUCUGCAGUUGUUUAUCGUAAGUUCGACGAUAAAAACUUUAUCAGAGACUGGCGUUCAAACUUCUAUCAACAAAGUGAAGAUAGAGCAGAAGACUACUCCAACGGUGAUGACUGUCCAGCCCCAGUUCAGUCAUACAGAGGCAAAAAUACUUACCAUUUCUGACUCGGACGGCGAAUGUUCUGAUACGCAAAACGAUUCGCAGAUUGAAGAUGAGUCCAAACUGGGUGCUACAGCUCUUCCGACUAUCGCGGAGGAUAAGGGACCUCAGAACGAUACUGAAGAAGGAUGGGUGUGUCCACUUUGCACGCUCAUAAAUCCUCCGAAUCGACCCGGAUGUGGAGCAUGUUCGGAGUCACGUCCGAAUUUCUACAUGGUUCCAGCACGGUAUAAAAACACGGAGGAGGAUGAUUUCAUUCCAGAGGAGCUCAAAAGAUUCAUCGAAGUUGAUGUGAAGAAGCCAACCUCACCGGUACAGCUGCGUCAAGCUCCGAAAGAAACGCGGAACGAUCUUAAUCGCGUGUCUAGCAAUCGCAAAUCUUCGGACAUAUUCAACAUUCUUCUGGAUGAAAGCAGAGCAAAAGAAACACAGCUUACCAAUCCUAGUACGAGUGAUUUACUUACUACGAGGCACAUCCACGUGCCCGAACAAAAGAAUAUUAUAAUGACGGCAUUUACCAGUCCUAACAUUACGCGGAAUAAAUAUCGUGGCGUGGACAAUUACAAUCCGAAUUCGUAUAGCAAUGGUCACGUGGCAACUCCUAAAGCUGAUGGACCCAUCAUAACGACAGCGAGUCCCAUAGUUAGGGCCGUCUUGCUUAAAGAGAACCCCAACAAACCUGUGAAAUUCGGACGCAACGGUUUGGUCAUGCCCGAAGAUGAUAGUGACGUUACAAAUCACUACAUGGAGCUGGUCAAUCUUGAUUCGGCAGAUUUGAUCGCCAAUGUGGAUCCAUUCGAAUGUCCGAUUUGCUUUGGAGAGUUCAAGCAGUACGAAGGGAUCGUAUUGCGGGAUUGCUUACACUCGUUUUGCAAGGAAUGUCUGGUGAAUACAAUAAACUACAGCGAGGAAGCGGAGAUCAAGUGUCCUUAUAUGGAUACUGCAUACAGCUGUGAGAGCAUAAUCCAGCAACGCGAAAUUAAAGCUCUGGUGACUAAAGACAUGUACGAAGCCCAUCUUGCGAAAUCAAUCAGUCAAGCGGAAAGCACGCUUGACAAUACUUUCCAUUGCAAAACGCCCAAUUGUCGUGGAUGGUGCAUUUAUGAGGACAACGUGAAUCAGUUCAAGUGUCCCGUGUGCACCAUUGUGAAUUGCCUUACGUGCAGGGCAAUCCACGAUGGUCUCGACUGCAAACAAUACCAAGAUCGAAUGAACAGCGACUGUGAUACGAACAUCGAAGCGAGACGAACCAAAGCCAUGCUUCAGGAGAUAGUUGACCGGGGGGAUGCGCUCAUGUGCCCAACGUGUCAGGUCGUCAUCAUGAAAAAGUGGGGCUGCGACUGGUUGAAGUGCCGCAUGUGUAAAACGGAAAUCUGCUGGGUGACACGUGGUCCCCGAUGGGGUCCCGCUGGCAUGGGGGACACUAGCGGUGGGUGUCGCUGCGGGGUUAAUGGAAAAAAGUGCCAUCCAGAGUGUAGCUACUGCCAUUGAGAGACGCUCUCCGAUGCGUCCGCAUAAACGUAGUUUAAUAUUUUACUGUAUUAAGAAUAAACGAUGCCAAAGAUGUUGGUUUGUGCGAAUGAUAUAUGUGAAAGUUUGGAAAAAUCGGAAUAAUAUGGUGUCAAGCGUUUCAGCAUAUUUAAAAGGAAUAAAAAGAUAAAAUAUGUUUUUCAAGCUAUAAUGUC